UUUAACUGAUUGUCCACUGAUACACCUAACUGUUUUCUAAUUCACAAACCAACGUGUGAACAUCAACACAUUAGCGAAUAUAAUAAUGAAAGCUUGCAAAGAAGACAAUUUUUAUUAUUCGCUUGUUAAGUCCUGACGUAAGUUAUCCACUAUGCGAUAAAACUUUACGGGUCCAAGCUUCUGAUUCGUUUGCAGAGGCACUCGUAUUUUCAAUAUGCCAUCGUGCUGUGUCCCUUGUUGUCCGAAUACAUCUGAGUGUUAAAACUCCUCAAUUGUCAUUCAACCGCCUUCCUUGCGAUGAGAGCGAAGAAGAAAUGGCUGCAGGUGGUUAGGCAUGAAAACUUCACCCCAAACUGCAACUCCAGGGUGUGCAGAUGGCAGAGCUGCUUGACCAUCUCAAUCCAUUUGCAACACGGCAAAGAAGUUAAGGACUUCAGUCGAGCACAGAUGAAGCCUGGCAAAGAGGGACAUAGUAGACAUAACAGAAUGAAGAGGUUACCCUCUAGGUCAGAUUCCUCUGGAGCCAGUGAUAAAAAGAUCAAAUUCUCCCCAUCUGAAGUGCAGACACUGAUCGAGCAGGAGGUUCGCACGGCAGUGAAAAAGAAUGAAAUCAAGCUGCAGGGUUUAAUAGAAAAUAUUCAACAGCUGGAUUCUGGAGUUGACUAUGAAAGCUCCAUCCAGAAACUGGAGGCUCGAAUUAACACAAUAACUAAGAGAGCAGAAGCAGCUCUCACCUACAUGACAAAGAAGCAAAAAAAGAGCUCACUGCCAUCUGGUGUUAAUGUGGACACAGUCAGGUCACAAUGCAAUGAUAAUACCAUGGAAACCGAGUCACAGAUAGACAGAAUGAGCAAAGACAAGAGUGGAGCGCUCUUUCAAGUGAUGGAAACCACAAAAAAGGCACUAAAGAAGAUGCAUGCUGAUAAUGAAGCUUUAACAGAUGCCAUAGCAGAUUUCAAUGAGGAGCUGUCUCCUCCGCUUCUUACUCCCUAUGGCUCUCCUGAGUCUAAGGUAGGAUGCCUCAUUAUUUUAUAUAUUAGGGGUUGGGCCGAUAGAUCUGGCGAUGGCAGACAUCACAAUGUUGAGCUGUCAUCGUGACCUUUUUCCUGUUUUUUCCACUGAUCUGUUAUAACGGCAGCAGGUGAGCCACAUGCGGGCUUUUGUUAAUGACGUAGCCUAUUAAACAACUGAAGACUUCUAACGUAAAAGGCUACCAAGGCUAUCUAAGGGUGGUGAUGCUGCAGUGGAUAACACACAUGCCUUUGGUGUGAGAGCCCCAGGUUUA
This is a messenger RNA of Micropterus dolomieu (smallmouth bass), 1285 nucleotides long. RefSeq lists its product as uncharacterized. The coding region runs from base 298 to 1098 and encodes 266 amino acids. The transcript has 11 exons. The record is from RefSeq and is a predicted model, not a curated record. Lineage: Eukaryota; Metazoa; Chordata; Actinopteri; Centrarchiformes; Centrarchidae.